CCUGGCCCUGGGCAGCAGCGGCAGCCGCCCCCGUGACCCAGCUGACUGAGUGGCUGCUGGCUGGCUGGCUGCGGGCCUGGGCCCCCGCGGAGAGGAGAGGCGAGGCUGAGGCGGCCCUGGGGCCCCGGCUCCUUCGCCAUGUGGCUGGGCCCCGAGGAGGUGCUGCUGGCCAACGCGCUGUGGGUGACGGAGCGGGCCAACCCCUUCUUCCUCCUCCAGCGGCGCCGCGGCCACGGCAAGGGCGGAGGGCUCACCGGGCUGCUUGUGGGGACUCUGGAUGUUGUUUUGGAUUCCAGUGCUAGAGUUGCUCCCUAUAGGAUUUUGCACCAGACACAGGAUUCUCAAAUCUAUUGGGCAGUAGCAUGUGGUUCAUCCCGUAAGGAAAUCACAAAACACUGGGAAUGGCUAGAGAAUAACUUGCUUCAGACUCUUGCCAUCUUUGACAAUGAUGAAGAUAUCACUACUUUUGUCAAGGGCAAGAUACAUGGCAUUAUUGCUGAAGAAAAUAAGAAUCAGCAGCCUCAGGGGGAAGAAGACCCUGGUAAAUUUAAGGAAGCAGAACUGAAGAUGCGCAAACAAUUUGGAAUGCCUGAAGUAGAGAAACUAGUGAAUUAUUACUCCUGCAGCUAUUGGAAGGGGCGUGUGCCCAGGCAAGGCUGGCUGUAUCUGACUGUUAACCACCUUUGUUUCUAUUCCUUCCUUUUGGGCAAAGAAGUGACCUUAAUAGUCCAGUGGGUGGAUGUAACACAACUGGAGAAGAAUGCCACUCUUCUGUUCCCUGAAUGUAUCAAAGUGAGUACCAGGGACAGUGAGCUGUACUUUUCUAUGUUCCUCAACAUCAACGAAACCUUCAAGUUAAUGGAACAGCUGGCUAACAUUGCCAUGCGGCAACUAUUUGACAAUAAAGGGUUCACGGAGGACAUGUUGCUUCCCAAGCCCAGCAAGCCUCUUAAGAAUAUCUCAGCACUCAAAAGAGAUCUGGAUGCUCGAGCCAAAAAUGAGUGGUACCGAGCUACAUUUCGGCUGCCUAAGGAUGAACGUCUUGAUGGGCACACAGACUGUACUUUGUGGACCCCAUUCAACAAAAUUCAUAUCCUAGGCCAGAUGUUUGUGUCCAAUAACUAUAUCUGUUUUGCUAGCAAGGCCGAGGAGGCUUGUCAUCUCAUAAUACCACUCAGGGAGGUCACAAUUGUUGAGAAAGCUGACAGUUCCAGUGUCUUGCCUAGUCCACUUUCCAUCAGCACCAAAAACAAAAUGACUUUCCUUUUUGCCAACCUGAAAGAUCGAGAUUUCCUGGUACAGAGAAUCUCUGACUUCCUACAGAAAACCCCAUCAAAACAGUCAUGUAGCAAUGACAGAGGGUGGAAGAAAAGCUUUGGUGACCAUGCUCAUGAGGAGUUUCCAGAGAUGUCUCCCAACAGUCCACCUGCCGUCAGUCCUGAAUCUUCUCUCAACAAUCAGCUGGCCAAUUUUUGUAAAGAUAAAGUACCAACAGCAUCCCAGGGAUUGCUAAAACUCUUUGGGUCCAACUCCGAUGAAGUCCUUGGAUCAAAGGGAGCAAAGGAGACAAUGAAAGAGGAAUCAUGGAACAUACAUUUCUUUGAAUAUGGGAGAGGGAUGUGUAUGUACCGCACAGCCAAGACCCGUGAACUGGUGUUGAAAGGAAUCCCAGAGAAUCUUCGUGGAGAGCUGUGGCUCCUCUUUUCAGGAGCCUGGAAUGAGAUGACCACUCACCCUGGGUAUUAUGCAGACUUGGUGGAACAGUCUGUAGGAAAGUAUAGCCUUGCCACAGAAGAAAUCGAAAGGGACUUACACCGUUCAAUGCCAGAGCAUCCUGCUUUUCAGAAUGAAUUGGGUAUUGCUGCACUUCGAAGGGUACUAACAGCAUAUGCUUUUCGGAAUCCCACAAUUGGCUACUGCCAGGCUAUGAACAUUGUGACAUCGGUACUACUUUUGUACUGUAAUGAGGAAGAAGCUUUCUGGCUCCUUGUUGCCCUGUGUGAAAGGAUGCUGCCAGAUUACUAUAACACCAGAGUGGUUGGUGCAUUGGUAGACCAGGGAAUCUUUGAGGACUUGACACGAGACUGUCUUCCCCAGCUAUCUGAGAAGAUGCAGGAUCUGGGAGUAAUUUCCAGUAUAUCAUUGUCUUGGUUCCUCACUCUCUUCCUCAGUGUCAUGCCUUUUGAAAGUGCUGUGGUCAUUGUUGACUGUUUCUUCUAUGAAGGCAUCAAAGUCAUCUUGCAAGUAUCUCUGGCUAUUCUGGAUGCCAACAUGGAGAAGUUAUUAAACUGCUGUGAUGAAGGCGAGGCCAUGACUGUCUUGGGCAGGUACCUGGACAAUGUAGUUAAUAGACAGAGUAUUUUUCCACGUAUUCCUCACCUCCAUGCCUUAUUGACGAGUGGGGAUGAUCCACCUGUGGAAAUUGAUAUCUUUGAACUUAUUAAAACAGCCUAUGAGAAAUUUGGCCAUUUGAAAGCAGAUGAUAUUGAGCAGAUGCGCUUUAAGCAGAGACUGAAAGUAAUCCAUUCUUUGGAGGACACAGCAAAGAGAAGUGUGGUCCGCGCUGUAUCUGGUGACAUUGGCUUUUCUAUGCAAGAAUUAGAAGAUCUCUAUGUCGUAUUUAAGGCAAAACACCUAAUGAGUUGUUACUGGGGAAAUCGCACUGCAGCAGCCCCCCGAGACCAGAGCCUUCCCUACCUGGAACAGUACCGUAUCAACAUAGAGCAAUUCAAAGAGUUAUUUGCUUCUCUUACUCCUUGGUCAUGUGGCCUCCACACACCAGUGCUAGCAGAAAGAAUGUUCCGACUCUUGGAUGAAAACAAGGAUGCACUCAUUAACUUCAAAGAGUUUGCAACUGGAAUGAGUGGCAUGUAUCAUGGUGAUCUGACUGAGAAGUUAAAGCUCCUUUACAAACUUCACCUACCUCCAGCUCUGAACCCAGAGGAAGCAGAGUCUGCUCUAGAGGCUACAAAUUACUUCACAGAGGAUAAUACCACAGAAGUAUCUCCCUUUGUCUCAGAACUGGAUCUCUUCCUGCAUUGUGAUACUCAAGAAGCAUCCAUGCAGGAAGACAAAGCACCAAGAGAAGGGAAUUCCAAACACCAAGAAGAAAAAGGUACCAGUCCCCAAGAUUACAAGUAUCACCUGAGAAUGUGGGCUAAGGAAAAGGAAUCCAAAAAAGAAACUAUCAAAGAUCUUCCAAAAAUGAGUCAGGAGCAAUUUAUAGAGUUGUGCAAGACUCUUUACAACAUGUUCAGUGAAGACCCUGUGGAGCAAGAGCUAUACCAUGCCAUUGCCACGGUUGCUAGCCUCCUCCUGCGCAUUGGGGAAGUAGGGAAAAAGUUCUCCCACCAGCCAGCUAAAAAGACUGAUGACAUCAAAGCAAACAGCAAUCAGGACCCUGUAAGUGAAGAAGAGUCUCCAACAUCUGAUCAGAGUCAAAACUCAACUGUGGAGCGGUAUGCCCAAGAUGCCCCAGAAGAUAAAGCAUCUGGAGAUAUUCAGGUUGAGAAACACCAACUGGAGAAUCAGAUUUUUGUAGAUGGAGGUGGUGAGGGUUCAGGAUCUCCUGUACAACUCUUUUCAGAUGAUGAAACAAAAGACGAUAUGUCCAUGUCUUCAUACUCCAUGGUCAGCACAGGUUCCCUCCAGUGUGAAGAUAUUGCAGAUGAUACAGUGCUGGUUGGCUGUGAGGCUGGUAGUUCGGCUGCACGAUAUGGCAGCACCAUUGACACAGACUGGUCUAUCUCAUUUGAACAGAUCUUAGCUUCCAUACUCACAGAGACAGUCCUGGUAAACUAUUUUGAGAAGAAAGUUGACAUUACACAGAAGAUCAAAGAACAAAAGAAGGUGGAAAGACAGUUCAGUUCAUCCAGUGAUUAUGAACUUUCCUCAGUGUCAGGCUGACUUCAAGAAAAUAAAACAAGGCUUGAAACAGAGGUGGUUGAUCAAGAAACCUAGUUCAUGGCUGGACUCUUAUUUUGUUUUUGGUUUUUACCAGCACCUAUAACUACCCAUCAAUUAAAGUAGCUUCAGCUGAGUAAGAGGCUUAUCCCAGUGAUUCUUUGAUAUAGAUAUCUCCCUGGAGGACACCUUGCUUGUUGAGUUUACAUUACAUUCUCAAAAGCAUGGAAGCCUAAAACCUAAUAGCCUCUGUGGCCUAGAAUUACUACAGUAAAUUAUGCAUGUGUGCCUCUACCUUUCUUUAAUGAAGCUUGAUUUCAGUCAAACUAUGCUACUUUUUGUUUGCUUUACUUCCUUUGUAAUUAUUCACAAGUAAUGCAGCCUGGCUUGAAUUCCUUCCUCUAUGUCUUUGGCUACCUCGUGAGCUAAUGCAUCAAAUGCAGUGUAUCCAAAUGCGGUUGCAGUCCCCACCUUGCCUAAGAGAGUCUUGUUAGGAACAUAGAUGCUAUGCAGUAACUUGUCAAAUGUAAAGAUAUUAUAUUCUCUUACUCUUGGCAUCCUGCACCUAGAAUACACCAGUGUCUUGGGACCGCUGGUGUUUGUUGCAAGUGAUUUACUAUUUAAGUAGCAUGUGGUUUUCAAAAUCUCUGAAGAAUGACACAUAUUAGUAUCUUUUAGACCAGUUUUUAAUUCUUUAGUGCCAUGUAUUUAUUUCUAAUUUCCCAGAAAGAAAGGAGGGUUAAGAAUUGCAGCAGUCUGGAGAUUGGGGUGGAUGUCACAGUCCAAAAAAUCAUGACAUAUCAAUAAGUCAUGCUGCUUUGAAAUAUUAAAUUGCUUCCUUCCCACCUUGAAUUUGGAUUUCAAGAUUUUAAUUGUGAUGAGCAAAACCUGAACCGAUAUUCCUGUAAGUUAGUUAUCAUUACCUAACUUACAGCGCUUAAUUGAUCAAUUUCUCACUAUAAUCAGAAGUGAACCUACAAAUUUGUUUUAAUGUGCUAAACAUAAGCUAUACUUCUAAAAUAGGUGUAGACACAAUUGUGUGGGAGGGUACUUAGUUGUUUGUCCUGUUUACCUGAAUCAACUAACAUGCUGAAUAUAUUAUGGCCCAACUGUUGCACACCAUAGGGCUGUUGUUGUACUAGAAUUCAAAACAGUUUCUGUAACCUAUUUUAACAUGAUGUGAUGUUUAAACCACAUUUUGCUUUGAGUGUACAGUUAUGGGAUCAGCCAUUUGCAAAUCACUUGUGGACCAGAGGAAAAUUAAAGUUCCAUUUUGAGAUAGGUAACCUCCCUAUGGGAAGGCAUUAAUUCUCAAGAAGCACUAUUACAUUUGUUUAUAUUUGUACACAUGUUCAUUACACAGGUAUGUUUUCCAGUCACAUGAGCUUAAUUGAAAUUGUGUAAAUGUUAGUGUAUGGCUAUUGCUGGAGCAGCAAUGACUGUGAAUUGUACUGGCAAUUCAGAAAGAGAAGUCUGAAGUCUAUGUAGAUUUAUACAAGGGGAUAUGUCACUUGAUGCAAUACACAGUGUUAUUCUAAUUUUGUGGUAUAUUCUGUGUGUUUUAAGUGUCUGCCUCCUUAGCCAUGCACCUGGGAAGUGAAGAGUAGAAACAUUAAUUUUUACUAAUCCUUCAGUAAUUUAUUGUAAUUUUUUAAGAUAAAUAUUCAUGUGAUUUUACAUUGUUUGUCUGAUCAAUCACAUAUGUAUUCAAUAAAUGAACAGAAUCACACAUAACCAUA
Molecule: messenger RNA, 5642 nt
Organism: Sceloporus undulatus (fence lizard)
Lineage: Eukaryota; Metazoa; Chordata; Lepidosauria; Squamata; Phrynosomatidae
Gene: TBC1D9B
Product: TBC1 domain family member 9B
Exons: 22
Coding region: 139-3906 (1255 amino acids)
Molecular function (GO): calcium ion binding
Source: RefSeq, a predicted model, not a curated record